UGUUUCCAGUGUGUAGAUUUUGUCCUUAAAUUUGAAAUUCACUCUGAAUUCUCACUUUAGUGAAUAAUGUUCGGUAUAUUAUGUGUGGGGGUAGGCAGCCUUUUCCCAGUCUUUGAGUAUUUUGAUCGCCUGUGAUGUGUUGGUGUAAUGAAACAAGGAGUUUCCGUUAGCUCCACUAAGCCCUGCGUACGCUUCCAGCCAAUGAGCGCCUUCGCGUACUGCCAAGCUUACAGCAGCGCAGGAGCAUUUGGCAGCUAAGAAGGUAGAUGCCACCCAGCUGACUCCAGACUUGUGCUAUUUUCCCUCAUUAAAAAUGACAGAAGCAAUGCCUGACUUGCAGCCAGAAAAAGAACCACAGGUCAGCAUCCACUCUAGAGCGCACAGAGAUACUGUGUUCACCAGCCUGGAGGAACAGAGGAAAAAUAACUUUCUCUGUGAUAUCACUCUAAUAGUGGACAAUGUGCACUUCCGGGCACACAAGGCUCUCCUUGCAGCCAGCAGUGAGUAUUUUUCCAUGAUGUUUGCUGAUGAAGGAAAUGUCAGCCAGUCUAUCUAUGUGAUGGAAGGAAUGGUUGCCGAGAUCUUUGGAGCAUUACUGCAGUUUGUCUACACUGGAAAUGUCCAGGUUAGCGAAAAGAAUUUGCCACAAAUCGUGUCGACUGCACAGGUACUGAAAGUAGAUGAUUUAGUAAAGGCUUAUACAGACUAUAAAGAGGUCCACAAGCCUACAAAACCGCAUUCGGAAGCAUCACUCCCAUCUGUCUCAGGUGCAAGCGUAUGCGGAUUACCGAAACGCAAGCGAGGAAGACCAAAGAAAUACAUAAAUGUUCAGGAGUUGGGAAGUCUGGUUGUUAAUCCUGCCCUGAAGGUUUUAAAGGGCAAGGUGCAGAAAGAUCAAACCUCAGAAGAAAAAGAGCCGAUCGAAAAUAUUCCCAAUGGAGACUCAUUAAAUAAGCCAGAGUCCGAUCUGACUUGUGCUGCAAAAGAAACUGGCUCGACGGGGUCCACAAACCCAGAGUCUGUGAAAAGGCACAGUAUGCGCACGCUUCAGAGGUCUGUCAAGUUGCGUGAUUACAAACUUGCAGAAGAUACAGAAAAAGGUGAAUUAACAAAGCAAGAAGGAGGGAAAAGAAAACCACUAAGCUCAGGGGCUCCCUGCAAGGACUGCGGGAAAGUAUUUAAAUAUAAUCACUUCUUAGCAGUCCACAGGAGGACUCAUACAGGGGAACGUCCCUUUAAAUGUAUGGACUGUGGUAAGUGUUUUACACAGAAGCAUUCACUCCAAGUCCAUGAGAGAAUACACACAGGAGAGCGACCCUACACCUGUACUGUCUGCAGUAAAGCCCUGACCACCAAGAAUUCACUCAUGGAGCACAUGAACCUGCAUGAAGGAAAGAAGGCAUUUACAUGCGACCAGUGUGGAAAGUAUUUUAGCCAAAAGAGACAGCUCAAAAGUCAUUAUCGUCUUCAUACUGGUCGCAUAUUACCAGAAUGCAGUAUCUGUCAGCACAAGUUUAUGGAUGGUGCCCAGUUAAAGAAACAUCUGCGAUCUCAUACAGGUGAAAAGCCCUUUACAUGUGAGAUUUGUGGGAAAUCAUUUACAGCCAAAAGCUCUCUACAAACACACAUCAGAAUACACAGGGGAGAAAAGCCAUACUCUUGCAGUAUUUGUGGAAAAGCAUUUUCAGAUUCCAGUGCAAAGAGAAGACACAGCGUUUUACAUACCGGUAAAAAACCUUUCUCCUGCCCAGACUGCAAUGUGCAAUUCACACGUAUGGAUAAUCUAAAGACUCACAUGAAAACCCACAGCAAAGAAAAAUGUCCACAAGUUCAGGAGACAAAUAAUGGAGGCAGUGAUGAUGUUAGAAACAUUCUCCAGCUGCAGCAGUAUCAGCUAGCAACACCAGCACAGGAGAUCCAGCUAGUGGUCACUGACGGUGUACACAAUCUCGACUUCAUGCCGGCACACAGCCAGGGUAUCAGUAUUGUCACCACUAACCCAGCUCAGACCAUUACAGAGCAGACUGCUAACCUUGCCCUAAUCACCCAUCAGACUUCAGGAUUGCAUAGCUUAUCAGUCACCGCCCACCAAGAGCAAGUGGAAUCAAUCCACAGCGUGGACUUGAUGGAGAGUCGUGUUCAGAGCGUGCAACCAGAGCAGAUGCAUGUUAUCACCCUGUCCAAAGAAGCACUUGACCAACUACAGGGCCGGACACAGGAAAUCCACUUGCCCCAAGCGGACAGACAAACCGCACUGAGCCAGGAGCAGACACCUGUAUCUCAAGACAUGGUGAACCAAAAUGUCAGUGUUGCUGAUCAUACCCAGACUACUCUGUCAUUAACUCCAGUUACCCAACCUGUGUCUGAGCAUCAAAUACAAACACAGACCUUUCAGAUACAAACCAGCACAGUGUCUUUCAUAAACACUGCUUUGGAGUCCACAAAUCAGACUUAAACUUUAGUUGUUAUGUCUUUCUAAGAAAUGGUGUACAGUAAAGAAAUUGCUAUUUGCAUUGAAUACUUGCUGAACAUCACAAUAAUAAUAUGAAUGAGGAAAGACUGGGACUGAGCAAUCUUUGUAUGUGCCAUUGGUUUUGCCAGUGUAACACAAUGCCUUGCUUUCUGAGGCAUAAUGAGUUAAAGUGAGACCAUGCAUGGUUUUGUUUGCAUUUUAUAUAUUGUAUGCUUUGUUUUUGUUUUGUUUUUUUAAAUCUUGAUUUUCAGUUAAUUUGCAAACAAAUGGUGAGACCAAUUCAGAAUAAAUGUUCUAACAACGUGCAUGAUUUGUAUUGCAAUAUACAAAAUAAUGAAUGUAUGCAGAAAAAUAUGAUCCAUGUAUGUAUUUUAUUUA
Pelobates fuscus (common spadefoot toad) is the source of this 2851-nucleotide messenger RNA. It is a transcript of the gene ZBTB24, whose product is annotated as zinc finger and BTB domain containing 24. Gene Ontology annotation, biological process: regulation of transcription by RNA polymerase II. NCBI's taxonomy places the organism in Eukaryota, Metazoa, Chordata, Amphibia, Anura, Pelobatidae. Bases 314 to 2455 code for a protein of 713 amino acids. Gene Ontology annotation, molecular function: protein binding; DNA-binding transcription factor activity, RNA polymerase II-specific. The transcript has 7 exons. The record is from RefSeq and is a predicted model, not a curated record. Gene Ontology annotation, cellular component: nucleus.